CCACCCCGUGUCUGCUGCAGAUGCCAAGAUUGUCCCGGUUGCUCCCAUGUCUGAUCGUAGCGGCCAGCGGCAAUGCCGCCGAGGCGUCUCGGGCGACGUCGAGCUCGACGCGGCCAUGGCACUGGCCAACAUGGCCGGCGUUUCGGGGCCAGCAGCUCUUCCCGCCGCGCACCCGGCGGCGCCGCAGCAUGGCGCCAGCCGCGAGGAGGAGGAGGAGCUGGCGAGCACGAGGCUGAGCCUGGAGCUGGGCAAGGUCGGCAUCCAGGCGUCGUCGUGCUCCAGCAGCUCCAGCGCCGGGUGUCCCUCGCAGCAGGCGCGGGUGGCCGCGGCGGCUCCAGGUGGAGGCGGCUACGGCCCAAGGCCCCGGCAUACGCUCACCGAGGCUGAGAAGGAGGCAAAGCGGCUGCGGCGCGUGCUCGCGAACCGGGAGUCUGCGCGCCAAACCAUACUCCGCCGUCAGGCGAUCCGAGACGAACUGGCGAGGAAAGUUGCGGACUUGUCGUCACAAAACGAGAGCAUGAAGAAGGAGAAGGAGACGGUGAUGCAAGAGUAUCUCACACUCCAGGAGACGAACAAGCAGCUGAAAGAACAGGCACGACAUCAUCUGCCGCUUCCAUUAUUUUAG
Messenger RNA from Triticum urartu, 625 nucleotides. RefSeq lists its product as uncharacterized. Gene Ontology annotation, molecular function: DNA-binding transcription factor activity; sequence-specific DNA binding. The record is from RefSeq and is a predicted model, not a curated record. Gene Ontology annotation, cellular component: nucleus. Gene Ontology annotation, biological process: regulation of DNA-templated transcription. NCBI's taxonomy places the organism in Eukaryota, Viridiplantae, Streptophyta, Magnoliopsida, Poales, Poaceae.